Molecule: messenger RNA, 2028 nt
Organism: Tigriopus californicus
Lineage: Eukaryota; Metazoa; Arthropoda; Copepoda; Harpacticoida; Harpacticidae
Source: RefSeq, a predicted model, not a curated record
GUGGAUUAGAAUCUCGGUCGAGGUCCACCCACUCCAUCCACGCACGAGAACGACGGUCCAAUCGGCAUCAUGAGCAAUCCCAUUGUGAUUCAGCCAGACGAUAGCUGUGAUCAUCUCCUUGAAGAGCCCAGAGUGCUCAGCACGAGAUCGGAUCACUUGGAUGCCUUGGAUCAGUCGGAUGCUUCGAGAACCACAUUCCAUUGUGGACAAAGUCGGACAAUCUUUGGGUCUCGAAUUGCAGUGCGAGCUCAUCGCAAGAAUCGCAAGAUGAACACAUGUCGGAAAAAAUAGGUAACAAAGAAGUAUGGGCAUUUUUUAUCAUUCACAAUCAUUCAUUCAUCAAGCAGAUCAUUGGACGGCAAACUAACGCCAUCCAACUUGGCCACCUUCCAUUGAAAGAAGAAGAACAAAUGCCCAAUCCAUAUAUAGGCCAUGACGGGAAGGCCUCCGAAGUGAGAAACGUCUCCUCCUUAUUGGUCGAUCCAUCCUUCCAUGGUUUUAAUUAUGGGAGGAAAUUUGACAUGUCUUCAAUGUCAAAGGACAUUGCGGACAAAGUAAUUGAAACGUCGGGAUAUUUCCUGCUAACUUAUGCCACCCUGACAUGAUUCAAAGAUUCCAUGAUCAUCCUACAAUUAUAUCGAUUGACGGCACUCAUGGCACCAAUGCGGCUAAAUAUGUUUUGAUCUCCAUCUUGGUGUUUGAUCGUGGGGAGGGGAGCCCAGUGUUUCAGGCUCUGGUUGAGAACGAAAACCAAAUCGUUCUUUCGGCGGCUUUGACAGUUCUGAAAUCCAUUGCUCCAGAGGCUUGUGGAAAAGUAAGGGCCCUAAUUAGCGACACAAGCCACACCUUCAUCAAUUUUUGGCGGGAGGUCGUUCACAACAUGUGGUAUGGAGUGUAUGCCACUGGCAUUUGGAGAAAAACUGGGCCAGAAAAAUUCGAAACGCCGAUAUGUUUAAAGACAUCAAAAGCCUUAGACAAGUGGCUGAACUUACCCUGUUUAACCAAAAACUUUUGAAUAUUCAAUCAAAAUAGGCAAGUUUAUUGAUACAAUUCCCGUUCAAAUUUUCUCAGACAAUGAACUAUUUCAGGAAGCUUCUGAUGAAAGUGCGGCAUGGACUUAUUUCAUUACGAACUAUGGUCCAGACGGACGUCAAGCCCCCUUAAACGCCUGGGCCAGACCAGCUACGCUCGGUGCUCCUCCACAAAACCUUCACGUAGAACGUUAUCACCGGACCAUCAAGGGUGUCUUCAAGCCGAAUUUGAACAUUGCCCGCUUUUGCCUUGCGUUAAAGCAAGUAAAAAAGGGAUUUAUUCGGAAAUACAUCAUGUCCAAGGAGGGGAUAAGGGGUGUUGGCUUAUCAAAAUUGAUGAGCGAUUUCAACCAGUGCCACCCAAGUGAAUCCGAGCACGACCAUUAUAUUAUCGAGCGGAUUGAUUGAAAUUGCGUCCAAGUCGUCCUUCAGAGAUCCACAUCAGAACAAUGCCUCUCUUACACCAUGCAAAGAAUAGAUUCUCUUGUAAUGCUGCUUUGUGCUUGGUCCGAUGUGAGCGUUGCCCCAAAGACGCACUAUGUGCACAUGAAUAUAUAUGUACUUGCCCCCGAUACGCCUACAGCAAUAUCUGCAAGCACAUUCACAUUUUGGCAAUAAUGGACGUGAACGGCGCUUCUUGUGAAAACAUCCAUCCCGUGGAUGAAGUCGACUCUUUGAGCGAGGAACAUUCCAAUACAGCGGGAAAACGUUCCGAAACGGGAGAGAAGGUUGGAGUGGUCAAUGUGCAGUCGGCAAAAGACAAGGAUGGAAACAAUUUUGAAAUGACAGGAAAAACGGCAUCUUUCCUGGCCGAAUGUGACAAGGUUGAUGCAGCUAUGCGCGAGAUCAGAAACGUGGUGAAAUCCAAUGACUAUCCUCUACAGGAGAAGACCAUGUUUAUGGAAUCCUUCAAAAAACCCUUCGCCGAUCUCGUCAAUACCCCACGCUUUCUCAAUCCAAUCUCAUUUCUAAGAUUGGACUGCAAGAGGGUUCACGA